CGUGCGCUCUGACUAUGUGGCCCUCAUGUUUAUGCAAAGAGCUGGUGCAACCUCUCCGCUGGACGUGUCGGCACUCAUACUCAACCUCAAGUUCCAUUCCACCGUUACCCCCUCUCCCUGAAUGGCGUACUCUUUUCAACUCAUCAAAUCAAUUGAAGGAUCAUGACCGAGUUUCCUUGAAAAACCAGGACACUGCCAGGGCUGUUGUCCAAUCAUUUAUGUCCGCUAAGAAUGAAGCAGCGGGCAAAGGCAAGAUUAUUAUUGAGGCUUUCCCCGGGCCCGGCGCCAUCUCAAGAGCGUUGCUUGAGCUGCCUAAGAGUGAAAUUCAUAAGCUUAUCAUUCUUGAAGACCAUCCGGAGUACUUGAAGUACCUGAUGCCAUUGCAAGAGGCCGACCCGCGUGUGAAGGUCGUCCCUCUAUCGGGCUUCGAUUGGGACACAUAUUCUCACAUCGAGGACGCAGGACUUCUCCAAGACGUCGAGGCUGUACCUUGGGAAGGCGGUCACCAUCCUCAGCUACAUUUCAUAAGCCAGCUGCAGGCUACGGUCAAGGGCGAGCAACUCAUAGCACAGCUCUUCAGAUGCAUACCGGACCGCUCUUGGCUCUUCAAAUAUGGAAGAAUUCCAAUGAGUUUCGUACUCAGUGAAUGGGUCUGGAAGAGAAUAUCCGCCGAGGAAUCAAAUGUGCAACGGUGCAAGCUAUCUGUGAUCGCUAAAGCCACUGCCACAUGCAAAUUGACGAUGAACCCAGAAGCUCUCACUCCUUACAACGAUCACUUUCAUCCUGAAGUCGCAAUCGCAAAGACGGCCGCUCGUGAAACCCGAAAACCGGGCUAUCCACUCGUUGCGAUGAACAUUAUUCCGCAUGCGAAACAGAUCAUCGCUUCCGGCAUGCUUGAAAAAUGGGAUUACUGUCUUCGACGCCUGUUUGUGCUCAAAUCUACUCCGCUGAAGAAGGCCAUAAAUUCUCUCGCUCCUGGUGCUGCGACGCUUCUGAAGGUACUCCAAGAUCCGUCCCUGCCUCCAGAAGAGCAGGUAGAUAUCAACAAGGCACCGCGCGAUCUGAGCCUUGCCGACUGGGCCUUGAUAGUCCGUGCAUUCGAUAACUGGCCUUUCGCACCUCAGGACUUGAUGAUCACUGAUGCCUUCAAGAAGCAGAACGUCACCAGAAUGGUUUUGUAAUGUAGAGCGCGGAGCACUUCACAAUGUUAAGGUGGGGGCUGAACGCUGUGACUGGUAUUGCGCAUCGUACAAAUACAACUAUUCAGGAUUAACCGCGCAGCUUCAACUGGCAAUGGUCUCAAUUAUGCUCGUCUCACGUACGGGCGAAGCCGGCCAGUCAAUAUGUUCUGAACUUUCUAUUUCCUGC
Laetiporus sulphureus 93-53 is the source of this 1368-nucleotide messenger RNA. Its product is annotated as S-adenosyl-L-methionine-dependent methyltransferase. Gene Ontology annotation, molecular function: mitochondrial transcription factor activity. Gene Ontology annotation, biological process: transcription initiation at mitochondrial promoter. The transcript is spliced from 8 exons. NCBI's taxonomy places the organism in Eukaryota, Fungi, Basidiomycota, Agaricomycetes, Polyporales, Laetiporaceae. The record is from RefSeq and is a predicted model, not a curated record. Gene Ontology annotation, cellular component: mitochondrial matrix; mitochondrial DNA-directed RNA polymerase complex. Bases 15 to 1181 code for a protein of 388 amino acids.